Salvelinus sp. IW2-2015 is the source of this 1596-nucleotide messenger RNA. RefSeq names its product hydroperoxide isomerase ALOXE3-like. Gene Ontology annotation, molecular function: iron ion binding; oxidoreductase activity, acting on single donors with incorporation of molecular oxygen, incorporation of two atoms of oxygen; protein binding. Lineage: Eukaryota; Metazoa; Chordata; Actinopteri; Salmoniformes; Salmonidae. Gene Ontology annotation, biological process: lipid oxidation; arachidonate metabolic process; linoleic acid metabolic process. The record is from RefSeq and is a predicted model, not a curated record.
CAACAGCCCUCUGAGCAGAACCCCAUAUAUCUGCCUAGCGACUCUGAGCACGACUGGCUGCUAGCCAAGAUGUUUGUGAGGAACGCGGAUUUCAUUGAACACCAGAAUAGCUACCAUCUGCUGGGCACUCAUUUACUGGCUGAGGCCUUUGCCAUGGCAACCCUCCGGAGCCUUCCUAUCAUGCACCCUCUCCACAAGUUGCUGAUUCCCCACUUCCGUUAUACCUUUCCGGUAAACACCAUUAGCCGUGAAAUACUUUUUGGACCUGAAGAAGGCUUAACUAAGGUAUUUAAAUACAGAAAAGGUAUACACAGCUUAAAAGCUAAUUCAAUAGACAUUGCUACCCUAACGAUAACAAAUGCAUAUUUUAUUGAAGUGUCCCAAAAAAUUACAAAAAAGCGAACAUUUAUCCAGGACACCACUUUAGGACUGGAGGGGUUGAAGGAACUCUUGAAAAGGGCACACUCAGAAAUCACCUACAGCUCCCUCUGUCUGCCGGAGAACAUUGUUGCACGAGGACUGGAGUCCAUCCCCAACUUCUACUACAGGGAGGACGGCCUGAAGCUGUGGAACGUCAUCAACAGCUUUGUCCAGGGGAUGGUGGAGCACUUCUACUCCUCUGACAGUGAAGUGUCCAGGGACUCUGAGCUUCAGGACUGGAUCAACGAGAUCUUCAUCCAUGGGUUCCUUGGAAACGGAAAGUCAGGAAUCCCUCAACGAUUUGACACAGUGAAGGAGGUCAUCAAAUUCAUCACCAUGGUGAUCUUCACUGUGUCAGCACAACAUUCCGCUGUCAGCAUGGGACAAUUUGACUACUGCAGCUGGGUACCCAACAGCCCCAUAUUUCUUUGCAAAGCUCCUCCCACCACUAAGGGGUGCUCUAGCAUGAGCACCAUUUUUGAGACACUGCCAGAUGUCGGCUCAACAGUGAGGGGAAUGGCUUCCAUAUGGCUGCUCAGCAAGAAAUACUCAGACUUUAUCCCCCUUGGCUCAUACCCAAAUCAAUACUUUGACGAGACUGAUGGAUACUUUGACGUGACCAAGCAGAUGAUGAAGCACUUUCAGGCAGAGUUAUCCUACCUCAGUGAGUCAAUCACUGAGAGGAAUUCCACAUUUACACCAUCUUAUAACUACCUGAACCCUGCCGAGAUGGAGAAUAGCGUAUCUAUGUGAGCUGGUUCAUGUUACCAUAAUGAUUGAGCAUGCAAAGAUGCUUGCAAGCCCUGUAGUACAGGGCGUAGUAGUGUGUCCAAGGAAUAUAGUAUACCCUGCUGCCAAUGACCAGAGCUAUGCAAAUCUGUUACUAAUUAUGAGCAUUCAAGUGAACAUUUUAUUUAACCUUUGGAAAGAUGGAGAAUGUAAAUAGACUCCAUCUUGUCUUCUUUGAUCUCAAUGACCAUGUUUUAUUGCACUUCCUCUCAAGUUAACAUGUGGUAGUGAGCAGCUUUAUGUACUUUUAAUUAUCAAAUAAAUUAAAGUUUGUCUGAUUCACUGAAGCGCUAUGGUGCUGAUAAAAAAACAAAGAGCUAGACAAACACAAGGAAGAUCAUGAAAGGUGAUAUUGAAGAUUCAUUUUAUUAAACAGCAACAAAAUCA